Molecule: messenger RNA, 1154 nt
Organism: Mercurialis annua (annual mercury)
Lineage: Eukaryota; Viridiplantae; Streptophyta; Magnoliopsida; Malpighiales; Euphorbiaceae
Product: pathogen-associated molecular patterns-induced protein A70
Exons: 1
Coding region: 115-1035 (306 amino acids)
Source: RefSeq, a predicted model, not a curated record
UUUUAUAUACAAAAAUGGAAAAACAGAAAUUCAAAAACAUAACCCUAUUAUUUCCAUAAAACCCAUCUCCCAUAUCUCUACCACCUAAGAAGAAGAAAAAAAGCAAAAAAAGCCAUGCUUGAAGAAUCUUUAACAUCUAUACCCUCAAUCUGGGCUUCACUGAACAGUUGGUUCACUCCCACUGUUCUUUUCCUCUUCCUCAAUCUCAUGAUUGGCACCAUUUUUGUCACCUCUAGUUUAGCCACCCCCAAGCCCACUUCUAAUAAUACUCAACACAAUCACCAACUUGCUAGAUCUCCCUCUGUUCUUCAAAGACUCAAGUCCAUCAACUUUCAUAGUCUCAGAUCUGCAGAAAAAACUCAACAUUUUGAUAAUAAUGUUAUUAUUACUACUAAUUAUCAUCAAUCUCCACUAGAAGAAUACCACCAAAACCAAUCUUUUCUUUCAAGAUCUCCGUCCAUGCUUCAAAGAAUCAAAUCCGUUAAUCUUUACAAUUAUUUCUCUCAAGAACUGCCCAAAAAUCAAGAACCACACACUCCUACGAAUCAAGAUUCACUUCAAGAACAUCAAGAAACCGAUACGUUUCAAGAACAUCAAGAAACCGACACGUUUCAAGAACAGUAUCAAGAACCUGAAGAAGAUACUAUUCAAGAUCAAGAACAGACACUGGACGAGAUUUAUAGUAAACUAAAGACUAAUUUUCACCAAGUCGGCAGAUCAAAGUCCGACACGAAGCCGACAGCCGGAGAAGUGUCGAAGAAGUUAGCGAAGAAAAUGAGGAAAUCUGCGAGUACUAAAUCUGCUUUUGCUCAUUUUGAAGAGGAAGAUGAUGACAUUGUUGAGUCUCGCCGGCCGGCGACGGUGAGAGAAGGGAAGAGCGGCGGUCAUAGAAUGACGGAGGUUGAUGAUGCUGAGGUGGACGCUAAAGCUGACGAUUUCAUUAACCGGUUUAAACAGCAGCUCAAGUUGCAGCGGGUUGACUCCAUUGUACGGUACAAGGAGAUGGUUAAUAGAGGCAGUAAUAAUGCAAAUUAGUAGAUGUUUUUUAUUUUAUAAUUAGGUGCAUUUUUUUUCUUGAUUUUGAAAUUUAACUUCUAUUUUGGGAAAUUUGGUUCAUAAUUUUAGGGUUGUAUGAUUAUUUAUUUUCUUUUCAA